Limanda limanda (common dab) is the source of this 2670-nucleotide messenger RNA. It is a transcript of the gene hsd11b1la, whose product is annotated as hydroxysteroid (11-beta) dehydrogenase 1-like a. The transcript has 6 exons. NCBI's taxonomy places the organism in Eukaryota, Metazoa, Chordata, Actinopteri, Pleuronectiformes, Pleuronectidae. The coding region runs from base 114 to 977 and encodes 287 amino acids. The record is from RefSeq and is a predicted model, not a curated record. Gene Ontology annotation, molecular function: oxidoreductase activity. Gene Ontology annotation, cellular component: intracellular membrane-bounded organelle.
CAUAAAUGGCAAGUUUAUGCGUAUUGCUUAUUUCCUGUUUCCAGUUGCAGGCAGCCAGUCUCUAGAGAUCCGGGCUCACUACGACAAACACAACCGGACACGUAGCAAUUAAAAUGGGAACCUUUGCUAAAGUGCUGCUGGCGAGUAUAUGCGCAGUUUUCCUUGCUGUGAAGUGGAAUGCGCCCACCUUGGAUACAGAAUCUCUCCGAGGGGCCCGGGUGUUGGUGACUGGGGCCAGUACAGGCAUCGGUGAACAAAUAGCGUAUCAUUACGCCCGCUUCGGAGCCCGAGUUGUUAUUACAGCAAGAAGGGAGAAAGUCCUACAGCAGGUGGUAGAGAACUGCACAAGAUUGGGAGCCCAAGAAGCGAUUUACAUAGCUGCCGACAUGAGCAGCGGGCAAGAUCCUGAAAAAGUGGUGGAGUUUGCUCUGGAAAAGCUUGGAGGGUUGGAUUAUCUGGUUCUCAACCACAUCGGCGCGACCCACUUCAGAAUGUGGGAUGGAGAUGUGGAGUACUUUGAGUGGCUGAUGAAGGUCAAUUUAUUCAGCUAUGUUCAGAUGGCCUCGAAAGCUAUGGACGCGCUUGAGCAAAGUAAAGGAUCACUGGUGAUCAUUUCAUCACUUUUGGGCAAAGUGGCAAGUCCCUUUAUGGCACCAUAUUCAUCAUCAAAAGCAGCCUUGAAUGGUUUCUUUAGGGCCCUCCACCAUGAGCUGUCAUUGAAGAAGAGCAACGUGUCCGUCACUAUAUGCACUCUUGGGUUCAUUGAUACUGAUGCCGCCAUGGACAAAGUCGGGAAACUCACUAAUGUGCCAGCGGCCUCUGCCACAGAUGCAGCCUUGAACAUUGUCACUGCAGGAGCUCUGAGAGAAGAAGAGCUCUUUUACCCUUGGAACACCUACCUUGUGACUCUCACCAAAGACUGGUACCCUCCUAUCACAAGCUAUAUCAUGCAGAACAUAUUCAAGUACGAACCAUGACAAAAAUAUUAUCCUCAAUAUUUUUGUAGAACAGUGAAUUAGGGUCAUUUUAGAUUUUUAAAAAUGACAAAAUAUGAGCUGGGAUAUUCUUUAUUCCCACCAUUGCCUUGUUGAUUUUACUUUAUUUUAAAAUAAUAUCUGUUUAUGUUAGUUUUACAAAUUCCCUAUUAUAAUCUCAGUGAAUAUAAACACUGCUGAAAAAAAACCUUAAUCCUCACAGUACAACACCUAGUCAACUAAACUUCAGGGAUAUCAGUCUGUCCAUUUGGAAACCACAAGUCAUUGUGAAUCAGUUUCCCUGCUCUGGUGCAAAUGGAAGUGACAACAGGUGCAAUGGAGAAGCAAAAGCAAAACAACCCCCAAAACAGAAUGGUUUUACAUGUUGUGGCCACAGACACUUGUUUUCUCCUUCUCCUUCCUGAAUGAUUCUUCUCUAAUUUUGUGUUCUGCUGGUGUCCUUGUCAAUGCUGGUAGCAUGAGGCGGUAUCUGCAGCCCGUUCAGGUUGCACAGGUAGUCCUGCUCCUCCAGGACGCUUGCCUAUACGUGCGGUCGCAAGGUUAGCUGUGUCUCCCAGCACUGUCUCAAAAGCAUGAAAGAGACACCAGGGGACCCCCUGUUACAAGAGGAGAACAGGACAGGGCCGUAGAAUGGCAUCAACCCAGCAGCAGGACUGGUAUCUGCUCCUUUGUGCGAGGAGGAACUGGAGGGGCACUGCCAGAGCUGUGCAAAAUGACCUCCAGAUGACCAAACCGUCAGAAACAGACUCCAUGAGGUAGCAUGAGGGCCCGGCAGCCUCUAGUGAGAGCAGGUUCACGCUGAGCACAAGCGACACGUGUGAAAGAGUCUGGAGGCGCUGUGGUGAACGUUAUGCUGCCUCACAUCAUCCAGCAUGGCCGGUUGGGCGUUGGUUCAGUGAUGGUCUGGUGAGGCAUAUCCUUGGAGGGUCGCAUAGACCUCCAUGUUAUAGGCAACCUAAAUCCAAUUGAGCACACACCAAGUACCGCCACACACUGUCCAGGUGCUCACUGAUGUCCCCAGGAUACCAUCCGUAGACUCAUCAGGAGUAUGCCCAGCUUUUGUCAGGAGUACAUACAGGCACGUGGAGGCCAUACACACUACUUAGUCACCGUAUGAGUUACUGUGAUGAAAUUCCCGCAAGUUGGAUCAGCCUGUAUUAUCCAUUUUGUACUUACAUUUUCUAUACAGUCUUGAGUCCAGCUCUCAGUGGCUUUAUGAUUUUGGUUUCCAUUGACCACUGUUACGUCAUUUUGUCCUCAAUGUACAUCAGUAAAGAUGUUGAACUUGAAUAAUUCACUAAUCAAAAUCUGAUGUGUGAUUUAAGUGUUCCCUUCAUUUUUUUGAGCAGUGUAGAUGUUCUGUAAAUUUGUGAGCUUCCUUAAUGUUUCACAAUAUUACUCCCCCCUCAUCUCUUUUUAUACUCAUAAUGGCCCUAAUGUACUGAUGCUUAUGUCAUAUUUAUAAUAUAAAAAAAUGUUGUAACUAUUUCACACACUUAAAAGUAAUAAGUAUGCCUUCAUUACCAUAAGUGUUGUGGAAGAGAAUGUGUAGUACUUUAUAUGUCCACAUGAGGGCAGUAGUACUAAAGUCAUGAACACAGAUUACCUCCUGAAGUCCAUUCCCUGUUGAGUGAAAAAAAAAUCUAAAAGGAAGAGCAUCAUGCAUAUUUAUUUG